Molecule: messenger RNA, 879 nt
Organism: Meloidogyne enterolobii
Lineage: Eukaryota; Metazoa; Nematoda; Chromadorea; Rhabditida; Meloidogynidae
Source: the annotation of a GenBank genome assembly
UAAAAAAUGUUCAGCGUGGAAUCUCUUCUAGGCGAAUUCGAAAACAAAGAAUGGAGACAAAGAAAGAAAAAUUUUAAAAAGGAAGAAAUAAAAGAAGAAAAUAAUAAUUUAAAUAAACAAGAAGUUGGAAAUGGAAAUCGAGAAAUUAGGGGUGAAAAUAAUAAUCAAAUGAUAGAGGAGUCUAUUCCUUCUACAAGUAGCCAUACUUCAAAUGAGCGUUCCCAUUUACCUGAAGCUCCAUCAAAUGAAAAUAAGGAAGAAACAACAACAACUUCAACAAUCCAACAAGAAUUUCAACCAAACAAUAAUUUUAUUCAAUUUUCCCCAAAUAUUCCCCAAACAUUUUUUCCCCCACAAAUUUCCCCUUUCGGAAAUUAUUUCCCCUCAAUUUCAACUUCUCCGAUAGCUGGGGCAGCUGCAGCAAUGUUUUGGUUACAACAACAAAUUAUUUCGAAACAAAGAAGAAUUCCUUCAUUUGAUAAUUCUUUAAGAGAAGAAGGAGAAGAAGGAGAAAAUAAUUUAAAUAAAAAUCAAAAUUUAAUUAAUUAUUCUUCUUCAUCUACAGAAAAAUCAUCUACAAUUAUAGAUAAAGGAGGAAGUAAAUUAAAUGGAAAAAUUGUGGAAAAUGGAAAGGAACAUCGGAAAUUUUAUGAUGAGCAUUCUACAACAAAAAUUUCCUCAAUAGAUAUUUCCUCUUGUAUGCUUCGAAGACACAAAAACAAUCGAAAACCUCGAACCCCUUUUAGUCAACAACAAUUAACAGCUUUAGAACAAAAAUUUCAAAGAAAACAAUAUUUAUCUAUUGCCGAAAGGGCUGAAUUUUCGUCUAAUUUGAAACUUUCUGAACAACAAGUGAAAAUAUGGUUUCAGGUAUUUUAA